Dichotomopilus funicola is the source of this 1074-nucleotide messenger RNA. RefSeq lists its product as uncharacterized. Gene Ontology annotation, molecular function: DNA binding. The transcript has 3 exons. Bases 1 to 1074 code for a protein of 357 amino acids. The record is from RefSeq and is a predicted model, not a curated record. NCBI's taxonomy places the organism in Eukaryota, Fungi, Ascomycota, Sordariomycetes, Sordariales, Chaetomiaceae.
AUGGCGUACCUCAACGGCCAUGCUUCCUACUACUCCGACGGGUACACGUCCGCUCGACCAUCCCAAAAUGCUCAGCCUGGGUACAGUCCGCAAAAGGAGCAAAGAACAGCCCUCAGCGUCCUGGAGAUGCUAAACCCCGCACCGCGGCACCAACUCCGCCGGGCAGACACCACACCCCCAUCGGGAGCAGCAUCCCCCGGACACGGGACAUGGUCUCCCUCUGGAGGCUCUACAUCCCCAAACAACUACACCUUCUCCACCUCCUCAUCCACCGUUGGGUGGGAGGACAGCCGGCCACCAGCGCGGGGAAACGACCUUACCCCCAUCCACCACCAAAACGAGCCACGAGCCUGGUUGCCCCCAAUCGUGGCACCCGCUGAGAGCCCAAUACGUUGUGGCUAUGGUGGUCACGGGAACCACUCCCCGUCACGAACCUCGGGUCAUCACCCGGCGCAAGGGCAUGGAGCGCGAACCCAUGUGUCCACAGGUUCAUACGGUAAUGGUGUUUAUUUCGGCACGCUUGGCAGCGAGCGGGACGUUUCUACCCCAUCAACCCGAGAUGGGUCCGAAGGCCCGUCUUCGAUAUCGUCAUCAUCGGCGGCUGCAGCAUCAAAGUCGCGGCAGAACUUCACGCCGGCACAAAUUAAGACAUUUAUGGAUGCAGCGGAAGCCAAGAUCCUUGAAAAUGACGACCGAUGCAAGUUUAAGCGUGAGGAGAUGGAACAAAUUGCCGCAGAAGCGAAUGUGGCGCUGAAACAAGUCGAAACAUGGUACACCAACCACCGACGCCGCGGCUUCCCACAACAGACCGUCGACGUACUCCACCGCGAGAUCCAGCGCGUAGGACGCCGGUGUCGCGAGCUAGUCCAGGAAGCCGAUCAGCUGCGCCAACAGGCCGGCGCCGAUGCGAACGAUACAGACGCCGAAACGACACCCGAAGGCGCGGCUGCCCGCGCCGCCCAGCUUGAGGCCAUGCACCUAGCCGCGAGGCUAACCGAGCUGGAGAACUGGGAGCGCGAAGCCGUGCAGCGGCUGGCUAAGUUUCGGAACAAGGUCCGGGGUGAGGUCGGGUAG